This is a messenger RNA of Eriocheir sinensis (Chinese mitten crab), 2350 nucleotides long. Its product is annotated as centrosomal protein of 19 kDa-like. Bases 588 to 1097 code for a protein of 169 amino acids. Gene Ontology annotation, biological process: microtubule anchoring at centrosome; trans-Golgi to periciliary membrane compartment transport. Lineage: Eukaryota; Metazoa; Arthropoda; Malacostraca; Decapoda; Varunidae. Gene Ontology annotation, cellular component: centrosome; ciliary basal body; centriole. The transcript is spliced from 7 exons. The record is from RefSeq and is a predicted model, not a curated record.
CUCAACCUCAGUCAGUCUCCGCCCGGAAAGGAGGGAUGCUGCUGGUGUCUCUGCUGUCUGUGCUGUGACUUUGGGUGUUCGUUGAGGCUCCAGGACGUGACAGUGACACAACCUGAGGAAGUGGCGAUGAAGUGGAGGCGGCAGCGGUGACAGAAGACUGAGGACGAAGGAAGAGGAAAAGGAGGACUGUGAAGGUCAUAAUGUGGGCUGCUUCGGGACUUGCACUGACGGCCUGCCUGUGUAGCGGUGGCGGCGAUGGCGGCGGUGGAUGCUUGGCUUGGACUGGUGAGAGGAGCCAAGCGGAUGAGGAAAACCCUUCCUGCUAAAAUUCUGCCACGGAGACAACCACACGAGGACACCCACCCACCCAUGUCACGUAAAUAGCAUAAAGAGGACUGCAUUCCAGAUAUAUUAACUAUGUGCAUACUUUGACGUGUUGCCUGUAGAGAUGAAAAUUAAGGAUAUGCGGAGAGUGGGAGUCCAGAAAUCCUGAAGGAGAGUGGGAGGAGGAAGAGCUCACCUCAGGAUAUGACGAGGACACUUUAGACUUCGAACAUUGUCAUAGAGCUUUCCAGUGUGUCAUUGCCAUGGUUCAUAAUGACAAGUUUUCAGCAGCAGUCAUGGAGCCCCUGAAGCUGGGUGUGCGCACGCAGCCCCCGGCCCUGACGCUGGUGUACCGCAGCAGCCGUGGGAAGGAGCGCUACCGUGUGAUGCCCAUCAGGUUCCUCAACAAGUUUGGCUCAGUGGAAAAUGUACUGAAGGAGAUGAAAGACAGGCACAAGGAAUUUCUAGAUAAAGUGCCGGAUGUCAAGAUAGAGAAAAUGUUGCGCAUCCUUCAAGAGGUGGAACGUGGCCAUAGUGUAGAGGAGGCAGCUGCAUCAGCAGCCCGAGAGUAUAAUGUUGACCCCCACCAGGACCUCAACAAACUGGAUGACACUACGCUGGACAAGAAGAAAAAGGUGAUGAACAGCAGUUUUGAGAAAAACUGUGUCCGACCUGGUGAUCCUGGUUACGAGUAUGACAGACAAGUGGACUUUGGCAAAGAUGAGAAGGAGGAGGCUGGCUGGGACUCCCCGGAGGAUGACUUUUGGUCAUGAGUGCUGUGCAACGUGUGUGUCCGGGAGGCCGAAGUGAGUGAGGGCUACUAAUCCUGUUGCCCCUGAUUCCUCAUGGCUUCCUUCACACAUGCCUUGAAGCCUACCCAGCCCUCACUGGGUUGUUGACUCUAAAGGAAGAGAAACAUGGAUCAGCAAGUACUGUAACAAGAAUCUGCAGCACCUUAUGGGAUUUUUCCACACCAGUAGUUAUGUACAGGAAGUGAAAGCAGACCCAUGGUGCAGUGAACCUUUAAAUAAUCUGCCUGUUGCUCCAGUAUUAAAGGAAUGUGAUGACCCAGAUCAUCAUCCACUCAGUAAUACAAAAAUAAAAAGUCUUAUAAUGUUACUGAAUUAUGUGGAAUCAGUAUCUGUUUUGCACAGUGGCAGAAUCAUAACCAAUGAUGCUAAGGAUUUGUCCAAGAGUUGCUACACUGGUAAAUCAGUGAGAUAUGAUAAUGGUGGGAAUAGUGGAGUCAGAUACUGAGGGGACAGAAGAACACAAGUGGAAGUAGAGCCAGAGGCAAAAUAAGAACUGGGAAGUAGGGAAGCAGGAAGAACAUCUAAAUAAAAGGAGGAGCAUAAGGAUAGGAGGGAAACUUAUGCUAUAGGUCUUCAAUACAGAGCUAUUGGGCAACAAAUAUACCAUGAUGACACAAACUCCACCUUGUAUCAGCACUUAGGGUCUUCACACCACGGCCUUCAUCUCACUCUUGACACAUUGCUUGAAGGCAUCCCAGCCUUCACUCCGCGAGGUGUGCUGAGUAACAAUAGAGGCCACAGUGUUAAUGCAGGCUAAACAAACGCUUCAAUCCAACUUCUGCCAUCAAUUUCCCUGAUUGAAAUAGUGUUAGAGCCAAAUGUUUGCAAGUUACUUCUCAGGCCUAUCCAACAAGGAGGAUAUAAAAGGCCUAUCUGUCUUGUGGAAUGUGGAGCAAUGGAGAAAUUCCCUGUCCACAGGGAAAAGAGGGAGCACUCGUGUUAAAACAGAUGUCACAGAUGCCUUUGGCUCAUAAAUCACAAAACUAGUCAACACUGCUCGGCCAAGGCAGGACUGGCUCUCAACACUACUUCUUCCAGGAAAUUGUUGACAACAGCAAUUACUGGGACUCAAAAAUGUCUAACCUACAAAUGACUCUCACUGCCUCAUGUGCAUAGUGGGAGGUCACGUGCACAUACCUAUUAAGUUAAGGUUAAAACACCAUUCUUGUAGUUAAUUGCAGAGAAGACAAGAUUAAAUUAAGUUUUGUAACUAA